This is a messenger RNA of Paramecium tetraurelia, 2028 nucleotides long. RefSeq lists its product as uncharacterized. The transcript is spliced from 4 exons. The record is from RefSeq and is a predicted model, not a curated record. NCBI's taxonomy places the organism in Eukaryota, Ciliophora, Oligohymenophorea, Peniculida, Parameciidae. Gene Ontology annotation, molecular function: ATP binding; protein kinase activity. Gene Ontology annotation, biological process: protein phosphorylation.
AUGGGAACAUCUGCUCAAUCACAUAUGAAUUCUACUUCUUUCUUCAAGACAUUUAGGAGUUAGUUUCGACCGAUAGAGAUCAAGGGAGAGAAGAUCGAUGGACAAGUUUAUGUUUGUGAUGCAAAUUAAGAGAUGAUCAUCGAAUAUCCAAACAGAAUCCUCGAUUAGGAGUCGGAUGAACUCUGGCACUAAUCUUAAUCUAUGAUUCAACAUAUUUAAGCCCCCUACAUUAUCAAUUAUUAUGGGAGUGCGGAAAGACAAUCGCAGGAAAUGUGUUCCUCAUACUCAACGAUAUUCAGUUAUUACGAGUAUAUUCCUCAUAAUUUAUAGAAAGAAAUUAAUGAAAGGAAAGAUAAUCGAGAAUAGUUUGCAGAAAAGGAAAUUUGGUAUUUGUUAUGGUCUUUGUCCCAGGCACUUUAUGAACUAAAAUAAAAGGGUUACAAUCAUAAAGACUUAAGACCAGUCACUGUUGCAUUAAAGCGAAAUGGCAUGGUCAAACUAUGUCCCAUAGGUGUUCUGUAGGACCAAAAAAACUCGGUUGCUAGGUUUGUAGUUGAAAAUUAAUAAACUUACAUUCCUACUACAUUGAAGAAAUAGUUGAUAAACUAAUCAUAGCCAUAAAUCAAUUGGAACAAAAUAGAUUCAUUUGCCUUAGGACACAUAAUUCUUGAUCUUAUGAUACUUGAUGUGCCCGUAUUGGUUGAUAAUCAAUAAAUUUCAUAAUUAUAGAUGUUAUGUUACAAUCGCUUUUCCUAACAAUUAAUUCGAAUAAUGGAACAUCUUAUGUUAGAAACUGAUAAUUAACUACUAGUAGAGGAUGUUUACUAUUUAUUGAAACCAUAUUCAGAAAGAAUCAAUAACUUAUAAGACUUUUAAAUUAAUUUUGAAGAUGUCAAAUAACUAGCAAUCCCUUUAAAUAGCAUGUCAAAAUUAAGGUUAAAAUCAAUUAUAGAAACUUCAUAUAAGCAAUCAGAAAUACUAUAUGAAUCUUAAUAAGUUGAUAACACUCAAUAUUAAUAACAACUAAAGGUGAAUAUCCAACAGCAAUUAAUUAUAGAAGAACAAAAGCAAUAAUUACUACUCUAAUAAUAAAAAUACCAGUAAUAACUUUAAAUUUAGCAACAAACUUCAAAUCAAUAACAAUAUACUAAUACUGUUUUACAAUAAUAAAUUUAACAACAAUUAUAAUAGCCCAACAUUAAUCAAUAAGCAGUAUUAAUCCAAUAACCCACAAUUACUUAGUAAAUCAUUCCAUAACCUCCGCCUAUACAAUAAUAGCAAGUCAUCACCUAAUAACAACCUCCUAAUAUUAUAUAAUAAUAGCAACCUUCUCCUUAACAACACGUAGUAAUCCCAAGACCUCCUUAAACACAACAGCAGUUAAUUCAAAGUCCAGAUUUAAGAAAGUCUGUAUCUCCUUAGCCCUAAAAGAUCGUUAAUUAAUAGCCUCAAUUACUAUAAAGAUUAUUAAUGUAAUCAUAGCAGAUUCCAUAACCACCAUAAGUUAUACCUCCAAAAUAACAAUAGCCAUUGCCUAUAGUGACUCCCAUAUCACCAGUUAAUCCAAUCAAAAUACCACAACAGUAUUACCAACCCUAAAUUCCUCCUCCUCAACCUCCUCCUGUUGCAUAACCUAUUUAAAAUGUCUAUGUACCUCCACAACCUCCAAAUAUACUGUAAUAACAACCCAUCCAAAGACCUGUUGUAUAGUAAAAUGCUCCGAUUCAAUUGCCAGUUAUUUAUUUGAAUAGGCCUCCUCCAACAAACAAUUAUAAUUAGUCGCCUCCAGGUUAAAAAAUUCCAGUUCAAUUAGUAUAAACAGUAGCUCCGAUGAAUGACUAAUUUGAUAGGGAGAUCACUGUUUUGGAGUACUAGCCCUAAAGAAACCAGCCAUUAAGGGCUUCUAAUCAAGUUCCAUAAACAUAAUAAAAAUAUUCCUCGCCUUAGACGAGAUAAUCGAACAAUUUUGAUAGAAUUCGUAAUGUCAUUUAAGAUUCAGAUGAGUUGUUGUAAUAAUAGCAUAAGUGA